AUGAGUUUAAACAUUUUGCAGCACAAGAGUUGGCACGUAUGGACACAAAAGAACAUCGAGAAGGUGCGCAAGGAUCAGGAGGAGCACCGCAAGCAGGAGGACCGCAAGCGCAAGCGUGAGCUGGACAUCGAGCAAGAGCGGCGGCUUGAAGCGCUGCGAGAGCGGAACAAGCGGCUCAAGGGCGAACCUGUGGAUGACGACAGCGGACCCUCCUCUUUGGUCAUAGUCAAGCAAGAAGAGGGUGAGAGAGCUCUGGUGACCGGCCCUGGUGAACGACGACGCGGCAAAGCGGUGGCGGUGAAGCACGAGCGCGAGCAAGAGCAGGAAGUGGCGGUGGUGGCAGCAGCAGAAGAACCCCUCAAGCACGUCAACUUUUUUGAGGACCUUGAACUCCAACAGCGUGCCGAGGACACGCGAAAUCCCGAGCACGAGGCCGAGAAGAAGGCGCAGGCGGAUCGUGAUGCACGGUUCUACACAACCUACCUCGGGCAGAGCGCAGCCGAGACACAGAAGGUGAAGCCGUGGUACUACGGCCCGCCCGUGGAGACCCCGGCGCUUCCGCCCGAGAAGGAGCGCAAGCAGCAGCGGUUCAAGGCCGAGAAGGACCCCCUGUCCGCCAUGGGCGUCUUCCUCCAGCGAAAGAAGCAAAUCGAAUCCAUCCAAGCGAUGCACGCCAAUGGCUCGACCGGGACGCCAGCGAUGCUGGCCCGGAGCAUGAAGAUAGCGGCCCAGAUGUCCGCAGCCACCACGACGACGACCAUCACCGCCGCUUCUUCGACCACGCUCUCGACCACCGGCAGCGCCGACACGAAGGAGAAGAAAGAAAAGAAAGACAAGAAAGACAAGAAGAAGGAAAAGAAGAGGAGGAAGAAGCGGGAGGAGAAGAAGAAGCGACGGAAGAGCAGGAAGCACGAGUCGUCGUCGUCUUCGGACAGCGACAGCGACAGCAGCUCGAGCGAUGAUGAUGAUGAUGGCGCCGCGGAGGCCAAGAAGCUGAAGCUCCUGCAGCUCCGCGCAGAGCGGAUGAGACGCGAAGCCGAAGCCAAGGGCAAGACGCGGCAGCUGCUGUUCGGCAACAGCCAGGGCGUCCCGACGCCGGCCGUCAACGCGGGCGCCGGUCAGUACAGUUCCGGCUUCGCGCCACACAUCGGCGGCAUCCUACGAGCGCAGGAUCGGGAGCGACGGGCGCAGGAUCGGGAGCGGCGCGAGCAGCACCACCGCCACGAAGACCGGCGUAGUUCGUCGUCGUCGUCGUAUUCGUCCUCUUCUUCAUCGUCGUCGCACCACCGCCACCGUCGUCAUUACUCCGAUUCCGGUCACUUGGAGGGCCGCGAGCGUGGCGGCGCUUCCCUGCGUGACAACUACUGA
Acanthamoeba castellanii str. Neff is the source of this 1368-nucleotide messenger RNA. RefSeq lists its product as uncharacterized. NCBI's taxonomy places the organism in Eukaryota, Discosea, Longamoebia, Acanthamoebidae. The record is from RefSeq and is a predicted model, not a curated record. Bases 1 to 1368 code for a protein of 455 amino acids. The transcript is spliced from 8 exons.